Molecule: messenger RNA, 1308 nt
Organism: Durusdinium trenchii
Lineage: Eukaryota; Dinophyceae; Suessiales; Symbiodiniaceae
Source: the annotation of a GenBank genome assembly
AUGCCGUGGCGUUUGCUUGCCCUCCAUGCUGCAGAAGAUCCAGUGCCGCUGCCCUGUGAUGGUGACGCUUCAAUCGGGCGGAGGCCAAACAACUUCCUUGUUUGCCAGGACCGUGCGGUCAGCGGUACUCACUGUGUUCUUCAUUGCAGCGCUUCUGGCCCCCCGGUGUUUGAGGACUGCAGCACAAAUGGCAGCUUUGUGAAUGAUGUGAAAUUGCAGAAGGGAGAACGGCAGCAGCUUGCCCAUGGUGAUGUGUUAUCGCUUACGAAGCCUCCGGAGGAUGGAAUUGCAUCGGGCCCACGAGUUCAGUACAAGUUGGUCUACGAAGAACAUAAGGAUAUUCAACACGAUUUUCAAGGUGCUGGAGGCGAAUUUCCAGCAACAGCGCCUGAUCCAAAGCACGUUGCAGAACGGCUGGUUGAACAUUGCUUUGCGCAAGAUCUUCUUGUUCAGGAGCAGCAAAGCAAGGCCAAAUUGACAGCUGACCUACUGGUGUCGCAGCGGAAGCUAGAUGAAGAGCGACAUGCAGUAGAGAAUCUAGCCCGCGAGCUGCAGAAGACUCGCCAGCAGGUUGAAGAGGAGCGAUUGAAGCGCCACGAUGCAGAAGAACAGAAAACCAAGCUAGCCAGCGAAAUGGAUGCUUUAAGAGCAGAGGCCCUUCAGCUGGAAGAAGUAACAUUGGCUCAUGAAGAUUUGCAAGCACGUCAUUCAGCUUCAGAGCAGGAGUUUCGGAAUCUCCUUGGGCGAUGUGAAGAGCUGGAAGUGGAGCAGCUUCAGCUGCGGCAAGAAGUAGCACAUGCCGCGGAGGCCCAGCAAAAGUCGGCUCAGCAACUGGCAGAGUUGCAGAGUCGGGCAAGACAAGUGCAGGAACGAUCCGAGCGAUUGCAGCAGCUGCGGCGGGAAGCUCAACGUGCAUUGGGACAAAUGAACGAAGAGCAGCAACGCCUGAAGGAAGAGCUUCAGGCAGCAGCUUGUUCGCCGGCAAAGCUGCAAGCUGUGGCACCCAACCAGGCAACAGUUGAAAAGGAGGGCUGUUGCGAUCUAAAGGCUCGACGGCAAUCCGCGUGGCGGACAAAAGCAGAGGAUCCACUGGUGGGUGCUCAAGCCACCCUCGCAGCUAUCGAUCUUGACAAUGGUGAGGUGAUACAGGCUGCUGAGACUGGAGCGAACAUUACCGGGCCGAAUGCGUCGUGUGGCGCUUCCUUGGGCCAGGCAGAUCAAGUUCCUGAUGCACAGGGUGGAUCCACUGCUUGGAGCUUGGAGGUUAUGGAGAUUGAUCCGCCAAGCAAAAAACUUAGAAGAAACUGA